AUCCUGACAGUAGGAGUCUCUGUGAAAACUAAACAUGUUCCAGUGCUUCCCCCUAGUGCCCCUAAUGUCAUUUGUAAGUUUACACCGUGCCCAAAGUAAAAAAAAAAAAAGUGCUGGAGUACGUUCAUUUGCAAGUAAGAAACACAUAUAAGAUUUGAGAGUCCGCUGCAGUAUCAUGAAACACAGAACAAUGGCUGAGUAAAGCUACUGUAGCUACAGUGUUGAUUGUUGGAUGUGUGAGUCUCACUGGCCAGUUGCUGUUUGUAGUGAUGAUCUGGUAAAUGAGGCGCUUUUAUCAAAAGCACUUUACAAUUUGCCUCUCAUUCAACCAUUCACACAAACACCCACCCACUGAUGCAAGAGCGUAACUUUGGGUUCAACAUUGGGGGGGUUGAGAUCCCCUCUUUUGAGCAAAAUUUAAAUUUUGAACAUCACUACACGUUUGCUGGAGUUUCCACUCCAGAAAAACAACGUAAGAGAGGUGUGGAAGGCAUGAGAACCAUCACUGGUUUCAGGUCAGCUGACAAUGGGAUUGAGGGAGGAGUGGAUAGGGCAAAUGAACUGAACCUGUUUUUUAACAGGUUUAACUCAGCAGCCCCCACCCUGCCGACUUCAGAGUCAACUGAGACCAAACCACCACCCCCCUCCACCUCCUAUCUGCUCUCCCACUUCAUUUCCUGCAUCCUGACAUCAGCAAUAAUGCCACAGCCCAGAAUGAUGCUGGUGGUGACGGGAGAUGACUUCGGCUACUGUCCCAGGAGAAACCAGGGGAUUGUAGAAAGCUUCCAGGCUGGAGGCAUUUCUAAUGUGUCACUGCUGGUCAACGCCUCUGCUGCCAAAGAGGCAGCAGAUCUGGCUAAAAGGCACAACAUCCCCAUGGGCCUCCACGCCAACCUGUCAGAGGGCGUUCCAGUGUGUCCGAGCCUGCAGCAGGCCUCCACGCUGGUAAACCAGCGAGGCUUCUUCCAUGGGAAGAUGGGCUUCCGCCAGGCGCUGGAGAGAGGUCAGCUCAGCAUGAAACAGGUGGAGCUGGAGUUGCGGGCCCAAGUCCGGCUGUUCAGGGAACUGACGGGGCACCUGCCCCACCACAUGGACGGACACCAACACGUCCAUGUCCUGCCAGAGGUGCGUGAGGUGUUUGCACAGGUCCUGUCAGAUCUCAAGAUCACAUACACUCGAGUUCCAGUGGAGCCAGGUUUACACAGCUGUCCAGCCGUGCCAGAACACCUCCACACAUUCUACACAGAGGUGGAGAAGGACGCGCUGGACUCCAUCCCUGUCUUCACACGCUACGGAAUCAGGUGGCCAGAUGUGUACCUGGGACUGACCACCAUGGGCCAAAACAUGUCGGUCCCCAACCUGCAGAGGGCCCUGAGCCACGCCUUGGCGGCAGGGCCUUCUUCGGGCACUAGCUGCAGCAGUGCAUCCGGCUGUCAUCCGCCUGUGGUCACAGCAGAGCUCAUGGUCCACCCGGGUUACCCCAGCCACCCCCAGGAAGGAGGCUGUGGAGAGGGCCCCGACGACUUCUCCCAGUCAGCUGACAGACAGCACGAGCUGAGCGUGCUCAGAGACCCGUCGCUGCUGGCCCUCUACAGCCAGGAGAGAGUGCAGCUCUGUGCCUUCAAAGACAUCUGAGGACUGCUGUCUUACAGUGGCAAACAUGUAUGUAGGGCUGGGCAAUGUAGCGGUAUUAUAUCCAUAUCGUGAUAUGAGACAAUAUUUCAUCGAAGAUUUUGGAUAUCGUGUUUUUUUCCUGGUUUUAAAGGCCGCAUUUCAGAAAAGUGGCCAGACUGUUCUAGAUGUUCUAUUAUUCGCCUUUCCCCACUUAGUCAUUGUAUCCACAUUAUUGGUGGUUAUUUAUCUAAACUCUCAUUGUGUAAAUACUUUGUGAAAGCACCAAUAGUCAACCCUACAAUAUCGCCGCAAUAUCGAUGAGUGAUGAUAUGAUUUUCUCCGUAUCGCCCAGCUCUACGUGUGUGUAUACUGUAGAGAACCAAAGUGAGUGAGUCCCAUUGACAUCCGUAAUACCACAAAUUAUUUUAAAUCUGCCCUAAUUCAUAGUAUGUGAUAGAAGGUGAAAUUUUAACAAACAAAACAAUGUAACAUAGUGGUAACUAUUCUGUGAGAAUGGACCUGUCUCUCUCUUUUAGUCCAGACAUGGCUCCAACAACAGCACAAUCUUUCUUUUUGUUAAAGACAAUUUCUAAAAGCACAGAAAGAUGUACACUGCCACGCUGGUAAAACCGUAUGAGUCGUUUUUUAAUGCUAUCUAAUACAUAAGUAAGACUGUGGAGCACAGAAGCACUACAUAAAAACUACAGUAACCUAUAAACUGGAAUGUAUUGCUCUCCUUAAAGUAUGUUGAAUAAUGAAGAGGUGAUUGUUGAAGUUGAUAGAAAAAAGUUUGUUCUGUAUGUAAGCCAUACCAGGUGCUGCUACCAACAUGCCAGUAAUUGCACAGUCAUAUGUUUUUAUAAUGUAGUUUUGUCCAUCAUCAUGCACAGUAGUCACCAAGUAGAGUGGACAAGUUAACAGCUGAGAUCAGGGACGAUUAGACAGGUUGGGAACAAACCAGCAGGCUAGUCAAACUUAUUCAGAAGACAGUGAACUGCCUGCCCCACUUCCUGCUUCAGCUCUAACCUGCUGUACUCACUGGAGUUGUGUUCACACCGUUUUCUUGUACGUUGAAGGACUAUUGGUAUCAACUCAAAGACACUGAACUUCAGUUUGACCUCCAGAUAUUUAGAUAAUCUGGAUAAACUGGUGCUUGGGUUUCUGUCUGAUUGUCUUGGCUGCCCUGUAGUGAUGUCAUCAUCUCCCCAGAUGUCAGCUUUAACUCAUGUUUUAGGGUUAUUGGGUUUAAUGUUAUUACUGAUGAAUGAAACUACAGAAAGAAGACACAUGUUUUACUUUUAAGAUGAGUUAUUAUGUAUGUUAUUAUGUAUUAUUGAGGUUCAGACUCUAUUCUUAACACCUUCAUUAUUUCAGUUUUGUGCUCACUGUUGCAUAUUCCUCAAUUAAUGUGCUUAAUCAAAUGACCACACAGCGAUCUGUGGGUCAGGUAGUAUUCUAUCAUAGAAAAACUCUGCCCAGUGUAAAACAGUGGAAGGGUGGGUCAAAUCAGCCUAUUUCUGUACAAGUGAAUGAAGUCAUGUAGUUGUUGUGGUUUUUAUUAAAGAGGGUGAAGGGAUGAUUUCCAAUAAUCUCAGGUCUGUGUAGCACUGAACAUCUGAUAACCUGCCAAAUGUGUGUCUCUAAGAGAAAUCACCUGUAACAGUACAGUAUGUUUGUAAUAUUUACAGCUGGUAUCUGGGUAUUUGAAAUCCUAUAUUUUGAUAAAGUUUCUGUUGAAGCUUUUUUUAUACAUUGCUAUUUGAAUUGUUACAAAGAUCACAACUGAAGAGCUGAGCUAAUAAAUUAUGUCAAAAUGA
Molecule: messenger RNA, 3431 nt
Organism: Sander lucioperca (pikeperch)
Lineage: Eukaryota; Metazoa; Chordata; Actinopteri; Perciformes; Percidae
Gene: ydjc
Product: YdjC chitooligosaccharide deacetylase homolog
Exons: 6
Coding region: 355-1635 (426 amino acids)
Biological process (GO): carbohydrate metabolic process
Molecular function (GO): deacetylase activity
Source: RefSeq, a predicted model, not a curated record